Messenger RNA from Adineta ricciae, 1491 nucleotides. The record is from the annotation of a GenBank genome assembly. NCBI's taxonomy places the organism in Eukaryota, Metazoa, Rotifera, Eurotatoria, Adinetida, Adinetidae.
AUGUCGCGGUAUCAUUAUUCAAGACAUGCUCCGUCUAGUGCAAGAUCAGAAUCGUUAGGACCUCGACAAUCAUCGAAUGGCCAUUUGUCGAAAUCAGUUAAUUCGAUAGCGACGACGAGCAAUAAUCAUAUGCAUUCUCCUCCCAUGACUCCGAAAUCAUCUUACAUUCCGCUUGUUCGAAAUAGUCGAUCGACGACAACUGACAAGCGGGAUUUUGUUCAGAUACCAGUUAAACGAGAGGAUGGUACUACGAUAACACAUAAUGGAAUUCGUUCGAUACCAAUCAAUUUUAUUAAUGAAACGACACCUUUACCAUCACAUACGAUCAAUAGUAUUAACAGUAAUAAUCAUAUUCGAGAUACCGAUUCACCACCGCGUUAUGCUAGUCUACUUCGACCAAGUUCAAAAUACUUUCAACAUCAUCUGAACAAUAAUAACACAGCUACCGCGAAAGAUGAAAGCGAAGAGCCAAAUUCUCAACAAAUACCAAUAACAAUAAACGAUAAUCUACCUCGUCUACAGCCUACUUCGCGUCGUUUGAGUCUUACGGUACCAGUAAUGACACCAACGGCACCGACAUCACCACCUGACGACGAUCAAAGUAAACAAAAUUCUGUUAAUUCACCGGUUCGUUCAAUUCCCAUUCGUCUUUCACAACCAUUGAAUGUUGCUUCAAUACCAACGAAUAGCGCUCGCAUAUCCAGUGCUAUUCUCCGUUCAUCACCUCCGACGAAUCCACUCGUUAAUCAUCUACAACGUCAAAAGACUGAUCUAGUUAAUAGUACAAUCUCAUCCGAUUUUACCAGUAUGCCUGUGAAUACCUCUCCUAUUCGUCGAGCGGAACUCAUGGCUCGAGAAGCUAUCCAAGGUAUCACUCGAUUCCAACAGCAACAGCAACAAGCGCCACUGCCAACUCCACCCCAACCCUUGUUACAACAACGCAAGCAUUCAAUAUCAGAUGGAGCGAGUGAUACAUCUAUUCGUUCACCUUUACUAUCUCGUCGUGUAAUUGUGAAUUUGAAAAAUAAUCAAUCAGUAUCACUCGAUAGUCGAAUAUCAUCUGCUACGUCUUUGCCAACAAAACCAUCGAGUAUGGCAGCUACUUCUCGUUCAAAUCAACGAAACAAUCUCUACCAUAUCCCUGUUUUACAUGAAAUUCAAAUUCCUCCACAACCAGCCACAGUCGCGACGGAGAGUCUUCUGAACUUCCCACGUUCUUCUGCGUCCAAUCAUCGAAAUCCUAAUAAUUAUAAAAAUGAAUUUCGGAUGGAAAUUCCCGUUACUGUUGUCGCAAAUAAUGAUCAGGAGAAUUUCACUCAGAACACAAUCACUUCAACAGAUGGAAUUCUUGACUAUGAUCUUCCUAUACCCACCGUUCCUGUUCUACGUAUUCCAUCGGCCAGUUCCAAUCAAGCGCUAAAAUCAAUUUUAAAACGCUCUGCAUCUAGAGAAACUGUUCUGAGAAAAAAUGUUAGUUUUAUGAAUGCAUAA